AUGUUCCGCCGAUUGGCAGAGCCUACGGGUGCGAAUAAUGCACUCAGCCAAGUGCUCUACGGCCUAGCCCUAAGACACGGCUGGGGCUGCCCUCAAGAUCCCGACAAAGCGGUGACAUAUCUCUCAGCGGCGGCGUCCAACUCCGCCUCGAUCGAGUCCCAAGCCCUGCAGGCGGGUAUCAAAAAAGGCGGUGCAGCUAAGGGAGAGCUCGUCCUCGCAAUUUUCGAGCUGGGAAACUGUUUCCGUAACGGUUGGGGCGUCCAGAAAGACCCUGCGGCCGCACGACAGUACUUUGAGACGGCCGCCAAUCUAGGCGACACAGAUGCCAUGAAUGAAACGGCAUGGUGCUACCUUGAGGGAUUUGGGGGGAAGAAGGACAAGUAUACGGCCGCCAAAUACUACCGAUUGGCCGAAGAAAAAGGCAACAAAUUAGUUGGGAAUUCUUGGAUCUGGAAGGACAAAUACAAUCCCAAGUGA
This is a messenger RNA of Aspergillus melleus, 477 nucleotides long. RefSeq names its product tetratricopeptide repeat protein. Gene Ontology annotation, molecular function: protein binding. The record is from RefSeq and is a predicted model, not a curated record. The coding region runs from base 1 to 477 and encodes 158 amino acids. The transcript has 4 exons. Lineage: Eukaryota; Fungi; Ascomycota; Eurotiomycetes; Eurotiales; Aspergillaceae.